Molecule: messenger RNA, 642 nt
Organism: Trichoderma reesei QM6a
Lineage: Eukaryota; Fungi; Ascomycota; Sordariomycetes; Hypocreales; Hypocreaceae
Product: cis-Golgi transport protein particle complex subunit
Exons: 2
Coding region: 1-642 (213 amino acids)
Biological process (GO): endoplasmic reticulum to Golgi vesicle-mediated transport
Cellular component (GO): TRAPPI protein complex; TRAPPII protein complex; TRAPPIII protein complex
Source: RefSeq, a predicted model, not a curated record
AUGUCGUCACUACCCUCAAGCGCCUCCACAGGCAAGGAAUCCGGCCUGCGCGUGCCCAGCAAUGGCAAGACCAUCUACCACCGCCCGAUCAAUCGCACCAAGACGUCGGAGCUGAGCCAAGCCAGCUUUGCCUUUCUGUUCUCCGAAAUGGUUGCAUAUGCGCAGAAGCGCGUAAAGGGCAUCCAGGAGCUCGAGCACAAGCUCAAUGUUCAGGGCCACUCCAUCGGCAUCAAGCUUCUCGACCUUCUCCUCUACCGCGAACCCGCGCGCACGCAGCUACGACCCCAGAACAUUGUUGCUCUCCUCCACUUCAUCAAGCAGAACGUAUGGCUGCACCUGUUUGGCAGGCAAGCCGACAGGUUGGAAAAGUCGACAGACGCCGAAAAGCCCGACGAGUACAUGAUUAUCGACAACGAACCGCUCGUCAACCAGUACAUUAGCGUGCCGCGGGAGAUGAGCCAGCUGAACUGCGCAGCCUUCGUAGCGGGAGUGGUGGAAGGAGUCUGUGAUGGAGCGGAUUUCCCUGCACGGGUCACGGCGCACACGGUUGGAGAGGGCGAGAUGUGGCCAGGAAAGACUGUGUUCUUGGUCAAAUUCAGAAGCGAGGUGGUGGAAAGGGAGGCUUUCUUAGCAAAGAGCUAA